This is a messenger RNA of Diospyros lotus (date-plum), 3109 nucleotides long. Its product is annotated as chromatin assembly factor 1 subunit FAS1. The record is from RefSeq and is a predicted model, not a curated record. Gene Ontology annotation, biological process: nucleosome assembly. Gene Ontology annotation, cellular component: CAF-1 complex; nucleus. Bases 207 to 2711 code for a protein of 834 amino acids. The transcript is spliced from 14 exons. NCBI's taxonomy places the organism in Eukaryota, Viridiplantae, Streptophyta, Magnoliopsida, Ericales, Ebenaceae.
UUCACAUACGCAUGAUCAUGGAUACUCGUUUCCCAAGGAACCCUAAUAAAUUGCAGAGUAAAAAGAAAAAUCGUUAAAGAAAAAGAAGAUCUCUGUUUCUCUUCCGUUUCCUUCGAUUUCCGUCGUCGGGAGAAGUCUUGGCGAACGAGAACUGAGGGUGGUCGCAAAGUGAAGAACUGGGCGGACGAGAAUCAAGUUAGGGUUCAAUGGCGGAUCCAAUGGUGGUUGAAACUACUAGCCACCUUCACGAUAACACUGCCAAGAAGUCCGUGAAGAGGAAGAGAGCUUCACCGGUGGAGCUAUUAACCACGGGAGAGAGACAAGCUCGAGUCAACACUUCACGCAAAGAGCUCGAGGGUUUGUUCAAUUACUACAAAGAGAUUUUAGAUGAGAAACUCAAUUUCGACUCGAUGCAGUGUGGUUCGAGCAAUUCCGCAAUUGCAUGCUUGCUUGAAGAGAGCAAUCUCUCGCUCUCGAAGUUGGUCGAUCAGAUUUACGAAAAAAUGAAGGCCAGAGAAGGCGAUUAUGACCCUGGGAAUGCUAUCACUGUUGCUUCUGUGAAGAGCUCCGUGCUUUUCAUUGGGCAGAGAUCUCUGUAUGGAGUUCCCAAUUCAGAUGCUGAUGUGUUGGAGGAUGAGACCGAGUCGUGCCUUUGGUGUUGGGAGACAAGAGACCUAAAGUUGAUGCCGAAAGCUGUACGCGGGACACUGAAAAAUCGGCGCAUUUUUCGGAAAAAGAUCCAUGACAGGAUUGCAGCUGUUAUUGGGAUGAUAACUGUGCUGGAGAAGUCAGGGAAUUACGAAAAUUAUGGACACGAGCUUACCAAAGCAUCGGAAAGGCUGGGUAAAGUUUUAAGCGAAGCAGAUAUCCGUUUGUUAGUCCAAAGCACAGAGCAGAAAAAUGCCGCCAAUAUGGCUGACAAGGACAUACAAACAAACCCGAAACAGCUAAUGAAGCAACUGCAGAGAAAUAAAAGAGAAGCUGAGAAGAACAAGAAAAGACUGGAGCGGGAACUUAAAAAAGAAAAGCAACAAAAUGAAAAGGAGCUAAAACGGUUACAAGAUGAGGCAGAGAAAGAGGAAAGGCGCCGUGAGAAAGAAGAAUCAGAACUGAAGAAACAAGUAAGAAGACAACAAGAGGAGGCAGAGAAAGACCAAAGACGCAAGGAGAAGGAGGAGGCUGAACAGAAAAAACAACUUUUGUUGCAAAAGCAAGCGUCACUCAUGGAACGGUUUCUUAGAAGAAGCAAGACUAAUUCAACUUCCCAGAAUGAUCAAUCUUCAAGCAAAACUGCAAUUUCUAAUUUUCCCUGUGACAACAGUGAAAAGAUUUUUGAAUCAGUUACUAUGUCAAUGGACUCUGUUCUUUCCUCAAAAGCUGACAUGAAUCUGGAUGAUAUGCGCAAAUCACACUUGAUUUCUUGGCGCCACUUGGGUCAUGCAAUUCGGUCAAAUAGGAAACAGCAUUGGGGCAUGCGUAAAAAGCCAAAGACAGAAAUAAUCAAGGAACUCAAGUUAAGUACAAGCCGGGGACUGGCCCGGGAUGGUGAAGAGAGCAUGGACAAGCUUGAUGGAUGGGGUGAAACAAAACUUGAUGUCAGAUCAUGCAAUACAGACGCAGACUGUUCUGCUUCUGGCAGUCAGGGGCACUGUAGGAGUAAGCAGUUGUUGCAGUUCGAUAAGAGCUAUAGACCAGCGUUUUAUGGCAUUUGUAAUAAGAAAAGCCAAAUCAUUGGAUCACGCCAUCCUUUUAAGAAGGAUCCUGACUUGGAUUAUGAUAUUGAUAGUGAUGAAGAAUGGGAAGAGGAGGAACCUGGGGAAAGCUUAUCUGAUUGUGAUAAAGAUGAUGAAGAGGAAAGGGCGGAAGGAUGUGGAAAAGCUGAUGAUGAAGACGACAGUGAAGAUAGUUUCUUGGUACCUGAUGGAUAUCUCUCAGAAAAUGAGGGAGUACAAGUUGAUAGAAAAGAAUCUGAUAGCUUUGAUUUGGAGGCCAAGAGUUCACCUUGUCAUAAGGAGGAGUUGGAGAGUGAGGAGAUGUAUGUUUGGCUUCGACAGCAGAAGUGUUUAUACAACUUAACUGAGCAAGCUCUUCGGAAGAACCAGCCCUUGAUUAUAUUGAAUCUAAUGCAUGAAAAAGCUUCAUUGUCAAGUACUGAAGAGCUCACUGGUACUGCAAAACUUGAACAAAUGUGUUUGCAAGCUCUAAGCAUUCAUUUGUUCCCUGGUGGCUCGUCUAAAGAGAUAUCAAUUGAUAAUAAUCUCCAAGAAGAGGAUGAAGUCACUUGUCCAUCAAGUAGCAAGGACUACACUCCAAUGGGUGCUACAGCAGCUAUAUUGGACUCAGAUUUACCUCAGAUUGUAUCUGUCCUUCAAUCAUGCUCACAGGGAAUUAAUAAGGUGGUAGAGUCUCUGCAACAGAAAUUCCCUUCUGUACCAAAGACGCAACUUAGAAAUAAAGUUAGAGAGAUAUCCAACUUUGUGGAUAACCGUUGGCAGGUCAAGAAGGACAUCCUGGACAAGCUUGGCUUAUCAAUUUCACCCGAGAAAGUCAGUGGGAGAAGCAAGAGCAUAGCCGCAUUCUUCUCGAAAAGGUGUCUGCCUCCUGCUGGCAAUGGUAAGGCCAUCAAGCCUUCCGAAGCGUCACCCCCGUCAUCCCAGAAACGUCCAGCACCUGUUCAAUUGCCACAGAUUCACCCGAAUGAUGGUCAGUAGGUCAUGUUCUGGUCAUGCUACUUCUUCACUUUUCCCCUUUCCUUUCCCUCCCCGAGGGCACAUACUUAAUGCCAUUUGUAAUUAUAUAUCCCCUCAUGUAAGCUUAGGUGUAGUCUAAUUUUGUUUUGAGAUAUAUAAUGAAUUUAUAUGACUUCUUGUGGAAGAUAUCCUUUAUGAGUGUUGUUUUGCGUCGGCAUCGGAUGCUCUUGACAAACAGGAGCUUGACGCCCAUGUUGCGAUAAAUCCACGUUGGGGCAUGGCAGGCGUACAAAGGCAAAUACUUUUGAUGUUGUUUUUCAAGUGUAUUGUUAUCGUGUUUUUCAAGUGUGUUGAUGCUUUUAUUCAUCUUCUUUAAUAUUUUUCUGGUUAUAAAUGGAAAGGUGAGGAGUUGGUUUGGU